Xyrichtys novacula (pearly razorfish) is the source of this 5585-nucleotide messenger RNA. The record is from the annotation of a GenBank genome assembly. Lineage: Eukaryota; Metazoa; Chordata; Actinopteri; Labriformes; Labridae.
GAUUCGAACAUCCCGUUCCUCGCUGAGAUUAUAGCCGGAGGGAACUGUCUGAGUGUUGCUGGUGGAUUUGCGUCGUAUUUGACAGAGACGAGGUCAGAAAACCGUAUUUCUGGUGUUAAGAUACACUUAAAAGCUAAAACUCAUGAAUAUUUAAACAUUUACUCAGCUGGUGCCGCAGCUGCGAGUUAAGUGCAUGUUGUUUCAUUCUCAUUUGCACGAGUAAACUCUACUUUUAUCGAGUAAAGUAAGUAGUACCUACUUAUGUUUUCAAACCGAGCAAGCAAUAAGAAAGUAAGGUUAAGUUACGAAGUUAGCUUGGAAGCAGAGCUUAAGGUUAGUUGAAAUGUGAUCAGUUCUUUCACUUUGCUGUCCAAAGGUCACUCCCCUUCCUGUUAAUGGUCAGAGCCUUUGGAAAGCUCUGCCUCCUGUCUGAUCCGAAACAUUGCUGCACAGACCUGCUAGAACUUUAACCAAAUCUGACUUUGUCUAAUGUAGAAAGUCACCUAAAUGAUUCCUUCUUUGUGCUUUCUGCAGCCUGUGGGAAACCCUGAACACCAGUCAUGUCACAGCUUAGUGGUAAGGUCCAAACUGUCCUGGGUUUGAUGGAUCCAGACCAACUGGGCCGCACCAUGACCCAUGAGCACCUGACCAUGAGCUUCGAGUGCUGCUACUUCCCUCCUCCCGUGGGCGACGAGGCGGUGGCUGAGAAUCCAUUCCACAUGCGGCACAUGCACUGGCUGAGACAGAACCCGUACAGCUGCCACGAGAACCUGCUGCUGCAGCAGGAGACCAGCGCCGUGAGGGAUGAGCUGCUUGUUUACAGGAAGGCUGGAGGGGGCACGAUUGUAGAGAACACCACCACGGGACUCGACAGGGACCUCCCCACCCUGAAACAGCUGGCCAAGGAGACAGGGGUCCACAUUAUAGCAGGAGCAGGGUAUUAUGUGGACUGCACACAUACUGAGGCCACCAAGAAGAUGAGUGUGGAGAAGGUGUGAGAGGAAGCAGAUGGUUUACUUUAACUACACAUGUUUUGAACACUUAUUUUAUCUGACAAAACACAAAAACUUGCUUAAAAAAUGUCCAUGAAAAAAAGACACCAGGAAACCCACAAGAACAUGAGGUAGGGUUGGUGAUGAUCUUACAGAGAAGGGAGGCAACCCUUAAAUAAAGAGAUUAAAUAAACACAAGCUCACACCGUCACACGCAAUGAGACUUGAGUGAGUUGAGAAGGCACAGAUGUAGACAAAGAAGAAGCACGAUCAUUAGGGAGGGUAAACACAGGGAGGUAACUUAAACCAGACUCACUCGCAGAAAAUACAAUUAAAACAGGAACCUAAAAAUACAACACUGAAGAUGCAAGAUGAACAGGAAUAUAUAUAUACUGAAUCAAUAAACAUGUGGAACAGGAUUACAGAGGAAAAACAAACAAAAAAUACAAUCCAAGAUAAAUAUGUUAGUCUAGAAUUUGCAUUUAUGCUUAUCUCUAAAGUUUUAAAUAUCACCUGUUCUGUCAGCACAGCCUCUAACAGUGUAAAUGUAGUUUUGUUUAUAUAUCAGUAUUCCAGCCUGAGAUCUUCUCUGUUCAUAUCUGUCAAGUCUUUCAAAGAGACAGAACAAAAAUAUCACUGAAGAGUCAUUUUAGUGCUCUGACGUGUGAGUAACUGCUUUUCUAGAGUGAUAUCAUCCUGCUUUCCCUAACUCCUCGUUUCCUGCCCGCCAGCUCACAGACAUCAUCGUGAGCGAGGUGCUUCAUGGCGCUGAUGGCACAGACAUCCGCUGCGGCGUGAUUGGAGAGAUCGGCACAGGCUGGCCAAUCACGGAGAGCGAGACAAAGGUGCUCAGAGCCGCGGCUCACGCUCAGACCCAGCUCGGCUGCCCUGUCAUCAUCCACCCUGGCAGGAAUCCCGCUGCUCCAGCGGAAGUUGUCAGGAUACUUCAAGAGGCUGGAGGUGACAUCAGCAAAACAGUAAUGUCACACCUGGACAGGUGAGAAAUCCCAGAGGUCAUUUAAUUAGUAAAGGCUUAAAAAAAAUCAGUCAUUCAAAAUCUCCUUGACUGUAUGAAAGGAUGAUAAAAGGACAGCCCCAGAAAGUAAAACCAAAAGCAUCUGGAGCUUCAUCUCAUAGACUGUAUAUAUUAUGGACAACUUGGUUCUGCCUUUCGCCAGUAUACGGAUUUGAAUCAUAGAAAACAUGAACCUCCUAAUAAUUUUUUUAAAUGAAGCUGUACUGAAAAAAGAGGACUUGAGCACAAGCCAGUCUUACAGUAACUACAUGUCAACAUUGCAGGCAGGGGUUUUGUCCACAGCUCCAAAAGCUUUGCUGGAGGAGGUGGGAUUUAUGACCUAUACUGCAGCCCGUCACCAGAGGGUGCUGUUCUCAGAGUGGCUUCAACCAGCAAGGAGGCAGACGCUGUCCUUUCUAUGUACAGUAUAUGCUUCAUCUGCAGUAAAGGUCACAAAGCCAACCUCCUCUAUGUAAACAGAUGGGACAUGGGUCAAACAUAAAAAGCAAAAUAACAUGUCAAAUUAUAAUUUUUAUUAUUAGUUCUCAUCAUGCUGAUUAUGUGCAGCAUUUUUCUGAGUUUUUGAUUUUAGAAAAUGGAAUAUAAAACUAUGACUGACAGCUUCGUUAACAAAUACGGCUCCUGUGGCACUGAGUGCAUUGGCCUUGAUUUGACCUCACUGCUCAGACUCUGGCUCCAACAAAUGAGAUAUUAAGUGUUGGGUAGUUUGGCGUCUCUUUUGUCCAGUAUAAAGAGGUUGAGACACUUAGUCUAUUUUAAGAUACUGUGUGGAAGAAAAAUAGUCCUCCCUGAAGCUGUAUUUUUCCCUGAAAACCUUUAUUUUGAUAAUAGUCAUGUUUGAAAGAUAUGUGUUUUGAUAAAUAAAAGUUACAGUCCUUUGAUAAGGCUUUCUUUUCUAUGGAGUGACGCUGGUGUUUCAGUGAAUGUAGAUGGAAACAAGUCAGUAUAACUGUUUAUUUAAUCGCUUAUCACUUAUUAAAUUUCAGUCAUGUAGGGGAGGGCUGACUAUUUGAUUCCCCCUCCAAAAAUCUGUAUGUCUUGUGUAGUACAUAUAUCAAAACAUGGGAGACUUAGUUGAGUCAGUAAUUUUAAGGUAUAAAUCAGAUCAGUUUCUACUGCUGCAGUUUAUAGUGUUUGUAUUUUGUUUGUAGACGACUGCUGCAAAAUGUCAGCACUGCACAAUCCAGCGCUGGAGAGUUGUAGCUGUGCUUGUUUAAAAAAAUAGAGUAAACAGCUGUGAUUUGUGCCCUCUGUCAGCCAUUAACAUCACUUUGUUUUAUUCAUGGAGCUAAAAAUCGAGUGGUUUAAGCUGUUGUACUUGUUACAACAAGGAGACACUGAUAUUUGGUUUGAAAUGUCAUGUUAUGAGCCAAUAUCACAGUGGAAGCGAAUGACUCAAUUAUUUUUUAACAUAGAGAUAAUUGUUGAUUGACUUCUUAAGUCAUCAUCUCAAUUCAUGUACUGUUUUUGCCAGAGUCAGACAGACAGACAGACAGGUAAAAUGGUGUAACAUACAUACCUGUAGGGUAGAUUUGAUUGAACUCAGUGGAUCAGCUUCAACCUGCUUUUCAGGUCUGAUUGGAUAAGUCCCUGCUUUGUUUGUGUUACAUAACUUUCAAAAACAUAAGCUAAUCAAUGUUUUUGUGGGAUAAACUGUCUUCUUUAUAAUUUAGCCCUUUUGCUUUGAUGUCAAUACUGAAUUUUCAUUUCUCUCCCUCUUUACACAGGACCAUUUUCGAUGACGGUGAACUGCUGGAGUUUGCAAAGCUGGGCAGUUAUCUCGAGUAUGAUCUGUUUGGAACAGAGAUGCUGAACUACCCGUAUAACAUGGAGGUGGACAUGCCCAGUGACUGCCAGAGAGUGAAGACGUGAGUUUCACCAGGAUUAUGGGAAAGUGUGACUAACCUGAUACAUUAUCAAAGCUCAGUGUUUGAGUUUGAGACCGCUCCAGAAAUCCGGAUGUUUGGGAGGAGCUCACACCAGGUUCGUUUAAUUUGGGGUAAAAUGCUGCUUCUCAGAUUCGGCGAGGAACUGUGAGACUGAUCUUCUUGUGCGCAGCAGGGCGGGGGGAGUUUGCAUCAGCAAGAUGAGUGACGAAUUAAUGAGGUUGCAGAUGUUUGUACUCACAUAAAAAGACAGGUUUAGCCACACACAAAUGUAGAGUGACAGUUCCAGGAUCUCCUUUAUGAAAAAAUGGACGCUUUAAUUCAUCUUUUUACUCAUUUACUACCUUUUGUAUGUUUGUGUAGUUUGGCAUUCCUCGUGAAGGAGGGCUACGAGGACAAGAUCGUGGUGGCACAUGACAUCCACACCAAGAACCGUCUCACCAAGUAUGGCGGCCACGGCUACUCUCACAUCCUGAAGAACAUUGUGCCCAAGAUGCUGAUGAGGGGAAUCUCGCAACACCAGGUGGACAAGAUCCUCAUAGACAACCCCAAACGGUGGCUGACUUUCAAAUAGACCAAGAAAUAAGUGCCGGAGAGUGGCGUUUUAACGGGAUGAUUAUCUUAUCCUCUGAAGAUGAAGGUUAUAUACUCUACGAUUAAAUCUUUGCAAUAAUCACCGUCCAGGAUAAUUUCAAAAUAGACUUUUGGAGCGAAGGAAUUUUUCUUAGUAAUGAAUUGUAGCAAAACGUGAUCUUGAAGCUAAAUGUUUUGUCGGUGUCUUUUCGAUGAAAAUGAACCACAAGUUGUUUCAUUCACUUUAAAGCGUUUUUGUAGUUGCACUAUCAACCUGAUUUUACAAAGGAGCUUUGAGCGAUCUCUGUGCCUCUCGUCUGACAGAAUUUUUUUGAUUGUUCUACGGCACAAACAUCCACUAUUUUUUGUCCUCCGAAAGUAUACGAAAUAAUUGACAAAAACUUUGCAAUAUGGUGCUAAAAAGAUGCGGUGCUAAUUGAUUUUUCUCUUUCAGUGUCAACCUCUCAGCUGCUUUCUUUGUAUUUGUUCGUGACAUCUCUGCCAACAUGCUUUAUGGGGCCGAAAAUAACGAGCGUGUUGGUAAUCAGUAUGCUGCUCUGCUUUCGACACAAUGCGGCUGUGUUAGAUGAGUUGUCCUGUUGCCCCUCAGUGGGUGUCUGGGUGUCUCUGGGAGGCUGAGUGGCUGGCAGGGCCCAGAUGAAGGACAUGUUCUCCUCUCAUCUGGGAACAGGUGGCCUCACAGGGUGACUCCUCGCCACAUGAUCGACAGCACGAUCACUGCGGAAACCCAACAACUGUAUAACUUUGAUUCAUCAUGGAACUAAAAAGGGAGUCGGAGGAUUUAUUUUAUACAUUAUAUUUUUACACAUUUGUGGACAGUUUUAUACAGAGAGAGUGUAAGAUUGUUGACUUCCCACCAGACUACCCUGUGGUUGUCACAGGGAGACAGAAAAUGAGUCGGUGAUCUUCUUGUGACAAAGAUCAUCAGUUUGGCCCUUCACGGUUCCCCAUUAGUGUUAAAACGUCAUUUUUACAAUCAUGCAUCACUUCGGUUUUUACAUUUUCACUCCAAAAAUGCAAGAACUGUUAAAUACGGUUUGUAAAAUAAAGCACACAUAUGGACUAACAUCACUGUGA